Blepharisma stoltei is the source of this 471-nucleotide messenger RNA. The record is from the annotation of a GenBank genome assembly. Lineage: Eukaryota; Ciliophora; Heterotrichea; Heterotrichida; Blepharismidae.
AUGGAUAAAGAAUAUCAUAAUAGGAAAGAAUCAUCCGCAUCUCCAGGCACCAAAAAAGAGCGCAUAAUCCGGUUUUGCUAUCGUUUAUAUUCUUCUGAAGGAAAUCGAGCCAAAAACAUCAUGGUUAUCCACAAAACGAAAAAUUCUUAUGCUCCCAAUAACUGGUUUCAUCCAUCGCGAAACCCUAUGCAUAUGAGCUUCAAGAAAAAACAAAAACCGCUGACCCCGAUGUCGGCAGCGAUCAGGUCAUCUUUUAACACAGCAAUGAACGCAACAUUUACAGAAGGAUGCUUGCAUGAAUACUCGCCGCCAAUUACCAGUAGAAAACACAACAAUGGAUAUGUUCCGCACGAAUCUUGAUACUACAAAGAUCAGUCUGUAACCAAAAUGCUUUUAUCAUCUCCAGGCAGACUUAAAACAACUCAAAAUUAUUCAAGAUUUCAGCUGACGAAAAGUAGUUUUAAUAAUUAA